AUGGUUUUCAUCUAUUAUUGUUUGCUGGUAUGGAAAAUUCAAAUGCAAGAAUUAAUUGAUUUAGAAAGUGAAAACUAAAUUACAAGAGAGGCUUUUUCAUUCUAAAUUGAAGAUUUUUCAGAAAAUAGUUGCUUUACUUAUGGAAUAUGGUCUAAAUAUUUACCAUUAAGUGGAAUUGGAUAUGGAGGAACUUUUGAAAAUUAAGAUAGUGAUUGCUAUUAGUUACAUACAAUUACAGAAUAAAAUUCAUAGAGUCUAAAUUUAAUUUAUUACGAUUGUGUUGAUCCUAUUUCUAAAACUAUAAAAAAGAAAGUUGAGUUUAUAGGGGAUGAUGAUAUUCAUUAUGAAUUUUAAUUUUUCAUUGAUUCUUUUGAAUAUGAAAAUAUAUGGUACUAUUUUUAGAUUUUUUAAUGGCCAGUCUUAUAAAGAUUUGAUUUAAUUAUAGUUUAAUAAUCAUAAAUAAAGAUUCAUAAAAUAUUGGAAAAAUAAACACCUUUUAUAGACAUAGAUAUAUUAUUAACAUUUGGAGGAGAUAUGAAAGUAACAAAUUCUAAAAUAUCAAAUAUUAAAAUUGAUCAAAUAUUUUCAUAAUUUCCUGGUAAAAUAUUAUUACAAGAAUUUUAAAUUUAUGAAUAAGAUCCUCUUUUUGAUUUUAAAACUAUAAUUUAAGAAAAAUAUGAAAGCUUAACAAUUUGUAAUUGCAAUAGUGAUUAAAAUAUUUUAAAUAAUAUUGAUAUUGAAUAUUAAGAGAUAGAAUUUUAUGAUUCUUAAGAAUUUAAUUGUGAUUCUUUUACUUUAAUGAGUUGGAUAAAAAUAAAAGAGAUUAUUUAAAAUUCUGAUGGAUUCACGUAUACUCUUAUAAAAUUAGUAUCUAAUUUAUAGAAUGACGAUUAUUAAAAUGAUAAUUUAGCUGCAUUUUAAUUGAAAUAUAUUGUUAAUGCAGAUAUAUCUAAAAUAAUUGUUUAAACGUACAGUUACACUUUUCCUAGUCUAAGAAUAGAUUUUUCAGAAAAUCCUUUUAUAUUAUAGAAAAUAUUUGAUGUAUAAAAAUUAACAAAUUUUUGGCAUCAUAUUUUAGUUAUACUUUCAAAUAAUGAAAUGGAUGUAUAAAUAAAUAUUUUUGAUGAAUCAAUAAAUACUAAAUUAAGUACAAAAUUUUAUGUAAAAUAAUUUAUGAAUAUUAAAUUUAAAGUUUAUUAUGGUAACAUUAAAGAAAUGAAUAUAAAUUAUUUAAAAGUUGAAAUGAAGAAUUUGAUAUUUGAUAAUUGCAAUUAAUUAAUCAAUGAUUAAAUUUGUCAUUCAAGUUGUAAAGAAUGUGAUGGACCAACUGAAAAUAAUUGUUUAUCAUGUUUAGAAUCAUCAUUUAGAUUUUUAAUACCUUAAUAUAAAGUUUGUAUCUGUUAAUUUUAGACAAUAGAAUAAGAUGGAAAAUGUUAAGGAAUAAAUGAUAUAAAUGGUGAAUUAAUUAUAUUAGAAGAGAAUAAUAUUGAAUGUGAAUAAGGAUUUUUUGAAAUUGAAGGAGAAUGCUUAAAAUGGUAAUAAUAAAUUUUAUUAUUAUUUAUUAGUCCUUCUAUUGUAGAUGAAAAUGGAAUAUCUUGUCUUAAUUGUUAUUUAAAUCCUUCUGGAUGGAGUAAUAGUUUCUAAUGUUCUAAAUAAAUUAAUAUUGAUUAAACAACUUCAUAAAUAGAUACAAAAUAUUAUUCUAAUAUAUAUUCUUUUGAUGGAUAAGAAUUAAAUUAUUGUCCAUAUUGUUUAGAAGAAGAAUCAUGGGAUUUUCUAAAUAUAUACAAUUUAUAUUUAUAUCUUUUUAGAGAAUUUUAAUAUUUUUGUUUUGGUAAUAGAAAAACAGAAGAUGAAGAUAAUAUGGAUUAUUUUGAAAUUGCAAUGUCACAUAAAUGUAGUGAUUGUGAUUAUUGUAAUGAAUGUAUUAUUACAUCAACAGGAUUUGAAUGUAUGGAUGAAAUAUAUUAUACUUUUAUAGAAUAAACAGAAAAUCUUACUAUUUGUGAUCCUCCAUAUUAUUUAAAUUUUGCAAAAUAAUGUAUAAAUUGUCCAAUUGCUAAUUGUAUUUAUUGUUUUGAAUAUCGUAUAAAUAAUCCACUUAUUAACACAUUAUUAGAUUCUUUUGUUUAAAUAGAAUCAUUAUCAAAUAUUAAAUUAGGUUGUGCAAUAUGUAAUGAUAAUUUUAUUUAUGAUUUUAAUAUUGGAGAAUGUAUUUUUUAAGUUUCAUCAAUACCUAAUUGUCUUAGAGCAUUUGUCUCAUUAAUGAAUUAAGAAAUAUGUACAUUAUCUAUAGGACCUGAAUUUGAUAUAUCUCCUGAAAUUAUUAAUUGUCAAUCUUAUAUAAAUUAAUGUUCGUAAUGUUAUAGAAUGGAUGAAUUUGAAAUAAUAUGCAUAACCUGUAAUUCUGGUUAUGUAUUUUAUUAAAAUGCUUGUUAAUUAUAUGAAGAAAUUGAAUAAAUUGAUUAUAAAGAUUUUAAUUGGACUUAAAGAGUUUAAAGUUUUAAAUAAUAAUUUUAGCUUUCAUUAGAUGAAAAUGUUUAUUAACUUUUUAAAUUUCAUUCUUCUAUUACAAAUACUAUAAUUGAUGUAUGUGAUUCAAAAUGCAAAUCUUGUAUAAUUAACUAUGAAGAAGUUUGUCUUGAUUGUGGUCUUAAUUAUUAUAAAUAAUAAAUUAAAACAAUUAUAGGUGAAAAAUGUUCUGAUUGUUCAUAAUUAUGUAGAAUAUGUUUUGAUAGAUCAGAUUAAGAAAUUAAAGUAAAUUGUAAAUUUAUAAUAGACUAUUAAUUAACAUUUUUUAAUUGAAGAUAAUACAAAAUUGUUAACUAAGAAAUGUUAUUUACCUUAGAAUGAUCCUAAUAUUAAAUUAAAUCCGUAUACUUAAACUACUAAAUAUUGUUUAAAUGGAAUUUGUAACUAUGCACUUGUAUUUCAAAGAAAAGGUAAAGGAUGUGAAGUAUCAAGGUUUAAUAAAAUUUCUAUUAAUGAUAAUGAUAUAAGUUUUCUAUUUCUUUAAUAUAUGGGAAUUGAAAUUAUAUAAUUUAAACUUUAAUUAUUCACUCCUAUUUAAUAAAAUUGCAUUUAUUUAGGUGGAUUAUUAGCUUUUGUUGAUGAAAAAUCUAGAUUAUUUAAUCUAAAAAGAAUUAACAUACUUAUCUAUACUUUAUAAUUUUUCAAUAUGUAAUUCGAUGUUGAUGUAGAAACUAGUUAAUUUGAUUCUGUUUAAUUCUAAAACUUAGGAUUUAUCUUUAAAUCUGAAAGCACAGCUAGAUUUUAAUUUGAUAAUAAAAAUUAAAUAUUUGAUUUAACUUUUUUAGAUUGUACUAUUCAAGAUAGUUAUCUAAAUAAAUCUAAAUCUGUUUUAAAUACUUUACGAUUUGGUAACAUUAAUUUUACUAAUGUUACUAUUUUAAAUACUAUUUUUGAUAAUACUUCUUUUCUAAAUCUGCCAUUAUGGUAAUUAGAAGGUAAAAUAAUAAUUAACAAAAUGCAUUUUAUAAAUUGUACAUUUUUUAAUUCAAAUGUUUUUAUUAUUGGAAACGAUUCCUUUAUUUUUACAAUAAAUAAUCUAAUAAUAGAAUUAUGCUCAUUUCAAAAUUCAUACUUUUUAAAUUUAGUUGAAAAUCUUAAUAUUGAUAAUUAUCUCACUUUUUAAAGUUUAACUAUUAAAAAUAGCAAUUUUACAAAUUCCUAUUUUUUGUUAAGUUUGUGUUAGGUAGAAUUGAAAAUAAUUAACUUUUAAUUUAAUUCCAAUAAAAUACAUUAAUCAGUCAUAUUAGGAAUAAAUUAUAAUCUUUAAUUUGAAUACAUAACAAUUUAAGAUAAUUCAUUUCAAAAUUCUCAAUUUUUAUUAAAAAGCUAAAAUAUUCUACGAAAAUAAGUAUAUUGUUCAAUAAAUCAUUUAUAAAUAGACACUAAUUCCUUUGAUAACUCAAGUAUCGUUACUAUUUUUUCUACUUAUUAAUUAAAUAAUUUAAUUGUUUCAUUUAACAAUUUUUUAAUUGAAAAUAACUUUAGAUCUCAUAAAACAAAUUUAUCAUCAUAUAUGUUUCUUAUAUAUUCUAAUUAAUUGGAUCUUAAUAACAUAAAUGUAUUUAACACAAAUGAUUUGCUUAUUUUCUAUUUUAUAGAUAAUUACAUUCUUAUUAUUAAAAAUGUUAUUUUUGAAAAUAAUGAAAUAUAAACAAAAGUUCCAUUUUCUUUGAUUUGUUUAGAAAGUUUUGAUUAGAAAAAUUAAUUAAUGUAAAUUUUUGGUUUUGUAACUAUUAAUAUUCAUAAUGUUAAAAUAAUAAAUAAAUAGAGUAUUGAUAAACCUAUUAUAGAGUUUAUCUCUAGCAAAUCCUUUUAAGAUUACACUUAGAGAGAAUUAUCUAUAAAAAAUGUUUUGUUUAAAGGAAAUAAGCUACUUUAAAAAAAUGAAGUUGUUCAUUUUUCAUUGUUAUCUAUAUCUUCUGAUAAUGCUAUAAAAAUUUUAUUUGAAGAUUUUGAUUUUUAAAAUAAUGUAAUGCAUUCAUAUGUAGAAAGCUCUUAAAGAUUUUCAGCAAGUUUAAUUUACAUAAUUUCAACUUCAAGUUCUGUAAGUAUAAAUAAAUUAACUAGUUAUCAAAAUGCAUUUACUAAUUCUACUAAUCCUUUCAUUUACUUAAAUUCUUAAGAAAUAAUUCUAAAAAAUUUUAAUAUUAAAAAUCAUAAUUCUUUAAAUCAAGAAGUUUGGUAAUCUAAUUAUGAUAUUUAAUUAGAUAGGUAAUUAAAUUAAGAAGAUAUAAAUUAAUUAAUAUUUUCAACUUAUUAAAUUAAUAAUAUUGGAGGAGUUGCAUAAAUAAUAGCUUCGAAAAUUUUAUGCUUAAAUUCUACUUUUGAUUAAAUUAUAGCAAGCAAAGGUUCAAUUUUUGAUAUUGUUACAUUAGAUUCAGGAAUUGUUAUUAUUUCAAAUAUAUAAAUAUCAUCUACAAGAAAUUAUCUAAAACAGGCAAUUGAUACUUCAGGUUGUCUUAAUAUAAAUUCAUAAAAUAGUUAUUUACAUUUAGAAAUUAGAAAUUCAAAUUUUUAUUUAAUAUUUAAUAGAAUAUCAUCUUCAAUAUUAUCUAUUAAUCCCUCAAUAUUUAGAAAUUCUAUUAUUUUGGUAGAAAUUCAAAUUCUAGAUUGUAUUUCUUUGUUUAAUUCAUUCAUAAAAGGUUAAUUUUCAAAAUCUAUAGCAGAUCUUAAUUAUGUAAAAAUUUCUAAAGUAAAUGUAAUACAAAACAAAGCAGUAUUUUAAGAUUAUAUGUAAUUAAUUGAAAGUUUAUCUUAAGCAGAGAUUAAAGAUAUUUCAAGUGAAACUAGAGGAUUUAUUUAUUUAGAAAAUUGUAAAGUAUUAAUAGAAGAAUGUUUUAUAGAGGGUUUAUAAUUAGGAUCAAUAUUAUAAGUAAUUAAUUCUCCUAAGUUAAAUAUACACAAUUUAAUUUUAGAUAAUAUAUUUGUUCUUUAUUCUUUGAAUCUUAUUGUAAUAUAAUAAAAUUUAGAAAAAAAAUAGUCAGUUUUAAUCAAUUCUCUGUUUAUCAGAAAAUCAAGAAUUUUUAAUUUAGAAUAACCUUUAAAAUAAAAAAUGAAAUUUUACUUUUAAUAUUUUAUAGAAGAAUGUAAAUAUAGUUAAAGUCAAAUAUCAAUUAAAGAAGAUAUAGAUUAUUUUUUUAAUAAUGCCAUUUUAUUACAAUAAGAAAAUAAUGAAACAUCUGCUUUAUUAUACUUUUAGAGUAUAUCACAUUAAAAUCAAAUUUAAUUAACAAAUAUCUAAUUAUCAUAAAAUAAUUGUUCAAAUUGUAUAAAUGGAAUGAUAUUUUUUGAUUUAGAUAAUUUUGCUCAUUUAAAUGUUGAAAAUUUAAUUUGUGAUUCUAAUCUAAUUCAUAAAUAUGGAUGUUUAUUAGCUUAAUCAAAAAAAUUUAUUUCUUCUAAAAUGAUUAUAUAAAAUUCUAAUUUCAUCUAUAAUUAUGGAAAUAUAGGUAAUGCAGCUAUGAUUUUAAAUAUCUAAUUAAUCAUAAAGGGUUGCAAAAUUAUUUAUAAUAAUGCAUCUGAAUCUGGUGGAGGUUUAUAUUUGAAAUUAAAUUCAAAUUAAUUUCUUAUUAAAAAUACAAUAAUUACUAAUAAUUUAGCUAAAUUUGGAGGAGGUAUUUAUUUGAAUGGAGACAGUAAUUUAAUUAAAUUAAAUUUUAUUUAAUCAUUUUUGAAUUAUAAUUAAGCAACAUAAUAUGCAAAUAAUCUUAUUGAAAUUCCAACACAUUUGACUGUAACAAUUAAUUCUUUGGAAUAACCAUUUUAUAUAGAAAAAAUAAAAAAUUCUACUGUUUCAAUUUUAAAUUUAAAACCUUAUAAGGUUAUUGAAUAAGGUAAAUUAAAAAUAUCUGAAUAGCUUAUGUUACCAAGCAAUUAAAAAAUUUUAGAUUAUUAAAUAUUUCUUAUUCAAAAAAAGAUGUAUAUUUCAUACAUUAAUUCAUUUGAAUUAAAUUUCAAAAAUAGCAAAAAUGAAAAAUUGAUUAAUUGGAUUGAUUCUUCUUGUUAAAUAAAUGAAAUUAUUAAUGCUAAAAAUUAGAGUUUAAUUGAAAAUUAAAAUGUAAAAACAAUAAUGUAUAAUAAUACUGAAAAUAAAAUAAAUUUAGGAUAAUUAUAAUUUAGUUUUAAUCCUUAUGAAUCUUCUUAUAAUUACCUAUAAAUUUAAAUAUCUUGUUUAUCAGAGUUUUCUAAAAAUAAGAUUAGUUACUUAAUUAAAACAAAUAGUUUUAAAUGUUAAAUUGGUGAAUUUUUUGUAGAUUCAGGAUGUUAAAUCUGUUAAUCAAAUUAAGGCUAUUAUUCUGUAAUAUAUGAUUCACUUAAAUGUUCAAUCUUUGAUAAAUAAAAAUUUUCAAAUAUAACUUCAAAUAUGAUAAAAUUAUUAGAAGGUACUUGGAGACCUAAUUACUUAUCGGACUAUACAGAAUUUUGCUUAAAAAAUAAAUAAUUUUGUAAAGGAGGAUGGGAAGUAGGAAAUAAUUUAUGCACUAAUGGACAUAUUGGAGCAUUAUGUGAAGAAUGUGAUAUCUAUAACAUUAGAGGAAAUGGAUAGUAUUUUAAAAAUUUAUGGGAUUUAGAUUGUUAUGAAUGUUUUGGAAAUGAUAGUAGUAUUUUUCCAUUUAUUUUUUCUAUAAUAUAGUAAAUAUAUUGAUAAAUAUUGUAGAGUAUUAUUAUCAAUUACAUUAACUUUGAAAAGUAUUGAUAGAUCAAAUUAAUUAUUUAAAUCAUUGAAAAUGUUUUAAAAAUAAAGCAAAAUUUUAUAUAAACUAAAUUAAGGUAAUCUAUAUAUAUAUAUAAAAUUUAGAUCACGAAAGUAUUCUAAUUAAAAUGUUAUUAAACUAUUUGUGGAUAUUUUCUGUUAUAUUUUCUUUUAACAUUACUUUUUAAUUUUAAUUUCAUCUUAUUACAACAACAAGUAAUAGUUUUUACAUUAUGGCAAAUAAUUUAGAUUGUUAUUUAUUAGAUUUUGGAAUUAAAUUAUUGUAUUUGAGAAUUUUUUUAAUCUUUUUUUUAGUUCUAUUGUAAUUUCAAUUAAUUUUAAUUGGAUUGUUUAUUUAUUCUUAGUUAAUAAAGUAAUAGAUGGAUAAUAGCUUACUUUCAAAUACUUUACUUUAUUUAUUUGUUUUUAAUUAUGGAGGAUUAAUAAGAAUGUAUUAAUUAAAAUAAAUAUUUUUUUAAGGUUUUGUUCAGCCCUUUCAGCUAGAAAUAUUUCUAAUAUCAAUUAUGUUUAAGGUGAUGUUUCUUUAGAAUUUGAAACAAAUGAUCAUCAAACAUGGAUUUAUAUAUUUAUUAUUCCAGGAUUAAUACUUUUUGGAGUUUUAUUACCUUUAUGUCUUUCUUUAUUUAUGUAUUUUAAUAGAUUUUAGCUUGAUUAAAUUAAACUUAGAAAACAUAUAUGUUACUUAUUUAAUGAAUAUAGUAAUAAUACUUAUUUUUGGGAAUAUAUUAAAUUAGCAAAAAAAGCAAUCAUUAUUUUAAUAACGACUUAUUUUGAAUCUUCUAUACUUUUAAAAUCUUCUCUUUUAGGAUUUUGUUUACUAAUCUAUUAAUAAUUGACAUUUACAAAUAAACCAUAUCAUAUAUCUAAAUACAAUAAUUUAGAUUUAUUAGCAGGAUAAAUUUGUUCCUUAUCAAUUUUUCUUGCUACUACUAAAUAUGUUAGUGAAGAUGCUAAUAAUUAAUUUGUAUCUGUACUACUCUCAAUUGUUAUAAUUAUUCUAUGUCUAAAAUUAUUAUAUCCAUUCAUAAUUAAUAUUGCAAAAGUUUACUACAAAAAAUAUAAGUUUUAACUUCUUAAAUUAUUCUUAAAGAUCUUAAUUUUUAUUAAUAAAAGAUCUAUAGUUGCUAUGAAAUUAAGAUAUUACAUUGAUUUUCAACAAAAUAAAGAAUAAUAAUUAAGAAAGAAUUAUAAAAUACUUUAAAAUCAUUUUACAAAUAAAAAAAUUUAUUUAAAAUUUUAACCAUAUCAUAGAUAAAUUUCAACUUAUUCAAGUCUAGAUUAAAUCAAGACUAUGCAACCAAAAAGUCUUACUAGUGCUUAAAACGAGAAGAAAUGA
Molecule: messenger RNA, 8579 nt
Organism: Paramecium sonneborni
Lineage: Eukaryota; Ciliophora; Oligohymenophorea; Peniculida; Parameciidae
Source: the annotation of a GenBank genome assembly